ACAAACAGUAUUAUCAGUUUAGGUUUUUUCAAAAAAAAAAAAAAAAAGAAAAAGAAAAAGAAAACCCGCUGUCUUUUCGUGUUUAUACACAUUUCCGGUAGCGCAUAAAACGCAGCGCGCGCCAUCAUGACUAGGUCAAGGUCACUUAGCAACAUGGCGUCUAUCUGGUCCAUUUUAACACAUCUUUUAGCGAUUUCACACGUUGUUUAUUGUGCCGAUGUCGAAUUCCAGGCAUAUCAUGAGGAAACAUACAGGCAUUACUACAAUUCUGUGGAGAUUAGUCGUCGUCUUCAGCAUUUCGCUGAGAAAUACCCGCACAUUUGCAGCCGCACGAGCGUCGGCAGGUCGGCUGAAGGCAGAGAAGUUUGGGUGAUGAGGAUCACAGCUCGCACAAAUGUUCCUGGGAAACCGAGAUUCAGAUACGUGGGGAACAACCACGGGGACGAGGUGCUGUCCAGACAAGUCUUGAUCUACCUCACUGAUUAUCUCCUGAGUCAGUACGGAACUGAUCCCAGAGUGACUGAACUCGUAGACAGCACGGAUAUUUAUAUCUUACCCAGUGUGAACCCUGAUGGCUUUGAGAAGGCUGUAGAAGGGGAUUGUUCUGGCAGCAAAGAGGGCAGAGAAAACCACAAACAACAUGACAUAACCCCUAGUUUCCCUGACCAGUUUGAUCCCUUGGAAAGUGCACCUGAGGCGUUUAAAUGGUUUUUAGAGAAAAAGUUUGUUCUUGCUGGAAACUUGCAAGGAGGUUCAGUAGAGUCCAGCAACCACUUCGAUUACUCCAGUUCCCACGUUACGCCAGGUGCAUACAGACAUACGGAUGAUGACGAUGAUGCCCUCUUCCACUAUUUGGUACAGACUUUUACUGAAAACCACUCGAACACGAGAGAGGGCGAGUCGCAGUGUCCUGACGAGAUGAACGAGGAAUUGGGAAAUGGGCCAACUGCACCGUGGAGCGGCGUGCAAGGAAGCAUGCAAGACUUCAGUUACUUCAGAGGAAACUGCUUUGAAGUCACCUUUCAGCUGAGCUGCUGCAAAUACCCAUUGGCUGCAGAUCUCUAUACUGAAUGGAGCAACAACAGGGAAGCUCUGCUAGCAUACAUGGAAAAGGUUCAUAUUGGAGUCAGAGGUUACGUCAUGACCACCUCAGGAAUGGGUAUCCCGGACUCAAACAUCUCCGUUUCCGGGACAGGUCACAUCAUCACAACGUGGAUAUUUGGUGAUUAUUACCGCUUGCUGCUUCCUGGAACGUAUAACAUCACUGCCAGCUCUCUUGGGUACCUUCCAAGCACUGUAAACAACGUGAAAGUGAUCGAAGGCAAAGCUACUCUACUAAACUUCACCCUGAAGGAUUUGAGUGAAGAGGUGCUAAUACCCGGGCUUCCCACCACUCCUGUACCGACAGUAGUGGGAUACCGGUCGACUGAACAGGUUCUUGACGACCACAAAGCUUCCACACCUGAGCCCUCAGUCCAGAGACAGGCUUUUAGUCAUCGCAGUUACUCAGACGUGGAAUUGUUCUUGCAGCGAAUUAGCUCUUUUUAUUCGUCUCAUGCCCAACUGUACUCUAUUGGCCAAUCGGUGCGGGGCAGGAAGCUCUAUGUCAUGGAGAUAUCUUCUAACCUUGGCACUGAUGAACCAGGUAAACCAGAAAUCAUGUAUGUUGGCAACACGCGUGGCAGUGAUGCUGUAAGUCAAGAGAUUCUCUUGAAUUUGGUCGAGUACCUGUGCAGUAAUUAUGGCAACGAACCUUUAAUCACACAACUGGUGAACCGUACAAGAGUGCACAUUCUGCCUUCCAUGAACCCAGAUGGUAAUGAAGCUCAAGAAUAUUUCAACGCAAACGGAGAAUUCACUGGUGGUGUGAAAGACAGCGACGAUCAAAACUCUGACUUGAGUAGGAACUUUCCUGACCGGUUCCACGCGACCGAUUUUGUCCGACCAGAAACCAAGGCAGUGAUGAACUGGAUUAAGGCUCACUCGUUUGUUUUGUCCGCUAAUAUUCUUGGUGGAGUGAUCGGAGUAACGUAUCCGGAUUCGGUCGAUUCCGUUGAUGAGGCUGUAUUUAAAUCAAUCACGCAAGCCUAUUUGAAAUAUUCUUCUCCCCCGAUGCCACAGACCUGUGAGGACUCGAAGCAACUGGAUCGAAAUAAAUUGAAUCCUGGAGCCCCUCCAGGGAUUGAUCUGGAGGACUGGACGUACCGUAACACAGACACUCUGGGAGUCCGUGUUGGAGUAAGCUGUGAUCUGCAUCCACCAGUUGAAAACAUUACAGUGUCUCUGCUACACUUAAUCCAACAGGUUCAUUUUUCAGUCAGGGGUAGAGUGACUGAUAGCCAGUCCGGUCAGGCUAUUGCUAAUGCUACCGUAGAGGUGGACGGCUCCAGGCAUCGGGUCCACACCAGCAGCACAGGAGGGUACUGGAGACCUCUGGCUCCUGGGAUGUACCAGCUCCAUGCCUUCGCACCAGGGUAUUUAACACUCUCCGCGCCAGUCACGGUGACUGAAACUUGGGUGGAGCAGGUGGAUUUUGUGCUGACUCGAGAUCAGCGGUCGCCAUCUGAAACUCAGAUGGAGGAAGAAGAGUUUCGGAGCUUGGUGGAGAACCUGUCCUCUGCUCGUGGCCUUGAACAGCUUGUCCAGAACUAUCUUCCAGCCAGAACUCUGCACUACAGGAAGCACAAGGAGAGCUCAGAAUUCCUGCAUGGACUUCACCUCAGCUUUCCUCGUAUCACUCGUCUGUACAGUCUGGGUAACAGCUGGGAGUUCCGGCCUAUCUGGGUUCUGGAGAUCUCUGCGGGUCCCGAGUCGACACAGCCCACGGUGCCAAAAAUCCGGUACGUCGCAGGUGUCCACGGAAACGCUGCAGUAGGACCAGAGCUUCUGCUCGAGUUUGCAUCUGUUCUGUGUAGAAACUACGGUGGGAACCCUACCAUCACAAAGCUGAUUGACAGGAGCAGGAUUGUAAUCGUGCCCCGUGUGAAUCCGGAUGGUCGAGAACUGGCUCAGGAGGGCUCGUGUUUCUCCACAGCAGGACUCCACAAUGCUCACGGUGUAGACCUCGACACAGACUUCUCUGGCAACAUGUCCGCGCAGCCGGAAACGCGCGCGAUGAUGAAUCUGAUCGACGGAGGAGGCUUCUCUCUGUCUGUUGCGCUCGACGGAGGCUCUCUGCUGACGACGUACCCCUACGACAGACCCACUGAACCAGCACACAAUGAAGAAACGCUGAGAUAUUUGGCCUCGAUCUACGCAAGCAGUCAUCCUGUCAUGCACUCGGGUUACCCUGGAUGCGUAAAUGGACUGGAGUCAGUCCAAGGAGGAAUUCUGAGGGGUGCAGAGUUCAGAAGUCACAUGGGCAGUAUGAAGGAUUUCAGUGUGGAUGUGGGUUUGUGUCCUGAGAUCACGGUAUACACCGGUUGCUGUCUGUUCCCGCCUGCUCAGCAGCUGCUUCCGCUCUGGGCAGAGCACAGGACGGCUCUGUUCGCCAUGCUGCUGGAGGUUCAUAAGGGGCUGAGUGGCCUGGUGAAGGACCAGGACGGCCGGCCGGUGCCCGACGCGGUGAUCAAAGUGAACGGUUCGGCGUUCGUACGUACGGAUGCGCGAGGCUUCUUCCACACUCUGCUGGCUCCAGGAACUCAGCAACUGCAGGUUCAAGCGUCAGGUUUUCAGGAGCAUCUCAUGCAGGUAAACGUGUCAUCACGUCAAAAGGCAGUGCCUAUUAUGAUCCAGUUCACUGACGGCAGGAAAUACAGAGGCCAGGGAUUAGUGCUGGCUGCUGCAAUCUCCACAGCCGUUAUCCUGCUCUGCUUGCUCCUGCUGUGGCAGUUCAGCCGGAUCAGAGAAUCGGUUAGACGGUUCCGUCGUCUGCGAGGAGAUCUUCAAACGGAGGCCGUAGCGUCUGAGAAGUUGCCUCUACAGGGCAUCUUUUUAGAGGACAGUGAAAGCGAGGAUGAUGCUUUUUACCUCGACCAGCACUGAUUAAAAAUCUUAGCACCCUUGAAUUUAUGUCAAGUUUCAGUUCUCCAUUUUGAUGUUGCUAGCUUUAUCUUUAAUGUAAUACACAUGAAUAUAAAUGUGUGUGUGUGUGUGUGUGUGUGUGUGUGUGUGUGUGUGUGUGUGGAAAAAAU
This is a messenger RNA of Ictalurus furcatus (blue catfish), 4133 nucleotides long. RefSeq names its product carboxypeptidase D, b (gene cpdb). The record is from RefSeq and is a predicted model, not a curated record. Bases 127 to 3984 code for a protein of 1285 amino acids. Gene Ontology annotation, biological process: proteolysis. The transcript is spliced from 21 exons. Gene Ontology annotation, molecular function: metallocarboxypeptidase activity; zinc ion binding. NCBI's taxonomy places the organism in Eukaryota, Metazoa, Chordata, Actinopteri, Siluriformes, Ictaluridae.